This is a messenger RNA of Spizellomyces punctatus DAOM BR117, 1380 nucleotides long. RefSeq lists its product as uncharacterized. The record is from RefSeq and is a predicted model, not a curated record. Bases 601 to 1380 code for a protein of 259 amino acids. The transcript has 3 exons. Lineage: Eukaryota; Fungi; Chytridiomycota; Chytridiomycetes; Spizellomycetales; Spizellomycetaceae.
UGCUUUUUGCGUUUUUGGGAAUCUCAUCUUGUUAACAAAUUCCUUUGAGUGCCCGACUCGUUUUGAGUAGGCUUCCUCCUUGGGGAUUCCCUACAAGAGGUGGACAUGGUAGGUGCCAAUACGGUCUGGAUGCCAACUCGCUCCGUAGGCAUUGUAAAGUAGGAGGACCUGGCUAUAUGCGUCCAGUCGCAUGCUACGAGGUUGGAGUUCGAGUAGAAAACAAAUGCAUUUCACAUUCAGAAUGGAGGCUGUUUGAAAUCUGCUAUGGAACUCAUAUUGGUCAAAAGGGAAGAGUAGGCAGGCCACCUAACAACUAUCGUGGCGUCCGUGGUGGAUACUGCAGCCGAAUCUAGAAGAGCGGGGUUGCGAUCGGCACAGUGUUCUAAAAGUAUAAAGUUGAAAAUGUCCACAUGCAGGAGGAAAGGGGCGCUUGUCAUAGGUGUCCUCGCUCGGGGUUCUGAGUGGAGAAGGGGAUUUGAACGUGACUCCAAAUUGCGUUCAAUUUGGGUACGUAAAGAGAAACUCGAUUGAAAACUGUCAAAAGAUACAGCUAUUUGGUCCUGUUGUUCAGGAUGUUGUCGUAUCGCUCUCCAAUAUUUGAUGCAGCUUGUAGUUAAUACAGAACAAAUGACUCACCCACUGCUCCUUCGCUCGUUCAAUCUUUUGGUCUACGUCUUUUUUGUCUCGUCCUCGCUCUACAAUGUCAUUGGACCGGACCCAAGUUAUGGAUACGGAAAAUAUCCAACUUAUCUCACCCCCGCACCAUGGGCGUUUGCAAUAUGGGCUGUGAUUUACUUGUUAUUUGGAGGGUUUGUGAUUUGGCAAUGGUUCCCCGAAACGGACGAUGUAGUCAUUGAUGCAUACGGGAGCUGGUUUAUCAUUGCCAGUCUGUGCGGGGCUGUCUGGCAUCAUUUUUGGGAAUCUGGUCAUUUGGUGCUGGCACUGAUUGUGCUCCUGUUCGCUUCGGCAGCCGUCACUAUAAUCUAUACCAAUCUCCAUCGCUUGCAAGGCCCUCUCUUUGUCAUAUGGAUCAACAUCUUCGCCAUUAUUGCCCGGGCGGCGGAACCUCGCCAUCCGUCCAUCUUGCAAAAAAUUCUCGUCUUCUUCGCCCUCUUUCAGAUGACGACGACAGCUGUAGCCUACACCGAAACAAAAAAGGAACGUGGUGACCUUCCGGGUGCCUUCACCAUUGCUUGGGCACUCUUUGCCGUUUCAGCUGGACAGAAAUCGAAAUUCGUCAAAUAUUCAGCGUUGGUGAUGGGAGUUGUAGUUGCUGUACAUGCCUUUAGGCCGCUGGUCAGGCGGAGGAGGGAUAGCGAACGUUCCCAGAGGGAAUCACUUCUGGGAGAGGGAGAGGAAAGUCGGGAGGAGCAGGUCUGA